Messenger RNA from Falco peregrinus (peregrine falcon), 1706 nucleotides. It is a transcript of the gene TUBB4B, whose product is annotated as tubulin beta 4B class IVb. Gene Ontology annotation, biological process: microtubule cytoskeleton organization; mitotic cell cycle. Lineage: Eukaryota; Metazoa; Chordata; Aves; Falconiformes; Falconidae. The coding region runs from base 97 to 1434 and encodes 445 amino acids. Gene Ontology annotation, molecular function: structural constituent of cytoskeleton; GTP binding; GTPase activity. The record is from RefSeq and is a predicted model, not a curated record. Gene Ontology annotation, cellular component: cytoplasm; microtubule. The transcript is spliced from 4 exons.
CAUUCCGCUGCUAUAUAAAGGGUGGCCGUUGCCUGUCGCUCAGUCAGUCGGUUGGAGGACAGUUGGCCUGAGGCGGGAGACGGACGCUUCGCCAUCAUGAGGGAAAUCGUGCACCUGCAGGCCGGGCAGUGCGGGAACCAGAUUGGAGCCAAGUUCUGGGAGGUGAUCAGCGACGAACAUGGCAUCGAUCCAACCGGCACCUACCACGGCGACAGCGACCUGCAGCUGGAGCGCAUUAACGUCUACUACAACGAGGCCACAGGUGGCAAGUACGUGCCCCGCGCCGUCCUGGUGGACCUGGAGCCCGGCACGAUGGACUCGGUGCGCUCCGGGCCCUUCGGCCAGAUAUUCAGGCCGGACAACUUCGUGUUCGGUCAGAGCGGAGCAGGAAACAACUGGGCAAAGGGCCACUAUACGGAAGGUGCUGAAUUAGUUGAUUCCGUGUUAGAUGUUGUAAGAAAGGAGGCAGAAAGCUGUGAUUGUCUGCAGGGCUUUCAGCUUACUCACUCUCUGGGUGGUGGUACAGGCUCUGGCAUGGGUACUCUGCUCAUCAGCAAAAUUCGUGAAGAGUACCCAGACCGAAUUAUGAACACAUUCAGUGUUGUACCCUCCCCUAAAGUAUCAGAUACUGUAGUAGAGCCCUACAAUGCCACCCUCUCUGUGCACCAGCUUGUGGAGAACACAGAUGAAACAUACUGUAUUGAUAACGAAGCCCUGUAUGACAUAUGCUUCAGAACACUGAAGUUAACCACUCCAACGUACGGUGAUCUGAACCAUUUAGUGUCAGCCACCAUGAGCGGUGUUACCACCUGCCUGCGAUUCCCAGGCCAGCUUAAUGCUGACCUGCGGAAGCUGGCAGUGAACAUGGUUCCCUUCCCCCGACUGCACUUUUUCAUGCCUGGUUUUGCCCCACUUACGAGCCGUGGGAGCCAGCAGUAUCGUGCUUUAACUGUGCCAGAGCUAACACAGCAGAUGUUUGAUGCAAAGAAUAUGAUGGCUGCGUGUGACCCACGUCAUGGCCGCUAUCUGACCGUGGCUGCUGUUUUUAGAGGCCGUAUGUCAAUGAAAGAGGUCGAUGAGCAAAUGCUGAAUGUUCAGAACAAAAAUAGCAGCUAUUUUGUCGAAUGGAUUCCUAAUAAUGUUAAAACAGCAGUCUGUGAUAUUCCACCUCGUGGCCUGAAAAUGUCUGCUACCUUCAUUGGUAACAGCACAGCCAUCCAGGAGCUGUUCAAACGCAUUUCUGAGCAGUUCACUGCGAUGUUCCGCCGAAAGGCUUUCCUGCACUGGUACACUGGCGAGGGCAUGGAUGAGAUGGAGUUCACAGAAGCUGAGAGCAACAUGAAUGACUUGGUGUCUGAGUAUCAGCAGUACCAGGAUGCUACAGCUGAGGAGGAGGGGGAGUUUGAGGAGGAGGUUGAGGAAGAGACAGAGUAAAAGCUAUGCAGAUGAACACCUGUAAAUUUUGUUUAAAGCUGUAUGAACUCUUCCAUUCAAAAUUUCUCUGUGUUGUGUUCCUGUUGAACACUUUUGUUUAAAGCUGUAUGAACUCUUCCAUUCAAAAUUUCUCUGUGUUGUGUUCCUGUUGAACACUUUUGUUUAAAGCUGUAUGAACUCUUCCAUUCAAAAUUUCUCUUUGUGUUGUGUUCCUGUCUCAGUCACUUCAAAUGCUGUACAGGCACCAUUAAAGCAUUUUUCACAGUGCAGAA